Molecule: messenger RNA, 513 nt
Organism: Gongylonema pulchrum
Lineage: Eukaryota; Metazoa; Nematoda; Chromadorea; Rhabditida; Gongylonematidae
Source: the annotation of a GenBank genome assembly
AUGGAUUCGCCGUUGUUUCUUCGCUAUCGGCCGGUUGUUUCGGUUGUGGAGCAGAGAUCGGAGCUGAAGAGCAAUCACGUCUGGGCCGGAUAUCUGGAAACGGUGCUUGCUGCUCUGAGGAAGCGAAAGGGGAAACCGGAGGACAGCAGGUGUCGCGAUUACGUGGUGCCAGCCGAGUGCUUCUAUCAGGCGCCGUUCGCCGAAUAUAUGAGAUAUAUCAGUGACGGUGUUAAGUUCGAAGUGGCACUUCAGGGUGAUUAUGUGCGUGCCCCCGUCUCACUAGAAUUGUAUUGGUUUGCGCGGGUACUGAAGGUUGCUGGUUAUUUCUUGUUGCUCCAGUAUGAAGGGAUGGAUCCCGAUCGUGACGAUCAGUACGAUUUCUGGGUGAACAUUGCUUCUGCAGAUCUCAAGCCUGUAGGCAAGUUUUCUCAUCUUGCUACUGAGCGUAGAAUUUUUCGCCCUCUUCCCUCCGUCUCGUUUCCCGACACAGAACGGCUCUUUUAUAAAACUUAA